CUCAUAUACUCCGUACAAAAGAAUGUACUGUGACUCUGUGAGACUUCGACAUCUUCAACACAAAGCUCGAUAGUUCUUCGUAUUCUUUCACACUUCGGCGGGAAAGAUUUUUAUUUAAAGAGGGCCACGAAAUCAGAAAUCAGGCGAAACCCUCAACUCUCCUGUCAACAUUACUACUAAACAGAAGGCGAAAGGAAUCGAAGAAAAUGGAAGACAACUCGCCUGAUGUGGAAGUGGAAGAAGAGAAGGGAAGAAUAUCAACGGAAGAAGAAGAAGAAGGUCCGGCGAUAGGGAUCGAUUUGGGAACGACGUACUCUUGUGUUGGAGUUUGGCAGCCACAGCAUGCCCGGGUUGAGAUCAUCACCAACGAUUUGGGCAACCGUACGACGCCGUCAUGGGUUGCCUUCACCGACGUUGAACGCCAUAUAGGUGAAUCUGCUCAGAAUCAGGCAGCGAUGAAUCCUUCCAAUACCAUCUUCGAUGUGAAAAGGCUGAUAGGUAGAAAGUUUGGCGAUGAAAUAGUACAAAAUGACAUCAAACAGUGGCCAUUUAAAGUCAUAGCUGGUCCUGACAGUGGCUGUGGAGAGAAACCGAUGAUAGCUGUGACAUACAAGGGUGAAGAGAAGCAAUUUGCAGCUGAGGAGAUAUCAUCAAUGAUCCUCCAAAAGAUGAAGAGCAUUGCAGAGGCUUACCUGGGAAAACAAGUCAGGAAAGCUGUUAUUACUGUUCCUUCUUAUUUCAAUGAUGCCCAGAGACAAUCAACAAAAGAUGCUGGUGUCAUUGCUGGGCUUGAUGUGUUACGCAUAAUCAAUGAGCCCACUUCUGCUGCAAUUGCCUAUGGUCUUGACAAGAAAGGAACUGUAAGUGGAAGUGGUGAUUCUGCUGUGAAGAAUAUACUGGUAUUUGAUCUUGGUGGUGGCACUUUUGAUGUAUCUAUAGUCAAAAUGGAGGAGGAUGUGUUUGAAGUCAAAGCAGUUAAUGGAGACACUCACCUUGGUGGAGGAGAUUUCAAUAACAGAAUGGUGAGCCACUUUGUAGCUGAAUUUGAGAAGAAACACAAAAAAAACAUUAGUGAAGAUGCUAGGGCUCUUGGCCGGCUCAGAGCAGCCUGUGAGAGGGCAAAAAGAGUUCUGUCUUCAGCGACUGAGACAUCCAUUAACAUUGAUUGUCUCUUUGAGGGUAUUGAUUUCUCUUCAAACAUUACCCGUGCACUGUUUGAUAAAAUGAAUCUAGACUGUUUGAAAAUUGUAUGGUGCCAGUUGAGAAGUGCUUAGAGGAUGCCAAAAUGGAGAAAAGUGAUAUUCAUGAUGUUGUUCUGGUUGGCGGGUCUACCCGAAUCCCUAAGGUUCAGAAUAUGUUACAAGAUCUCUUCGAAGGAAAGAAGCUCUGCAAAAGCAUAAAUCCAGAUGAAGCUGUUGCCCAUGGAGCAUCUUUUCAGGCUGCAUCACUGACUGGUGCAUUUUUGGGUGUUAAUAAGGAUCUUGUACUCGUGGAUGUUACUCCGUUAUCUCUUGGCAUUGAGGUGGGUGUAGAAAGGCAAAUGUCUGUUGUGGUUCCAAGGAAUACAGCUGUCCCUACAAAUGUGACAAAGAAACACUACAGCACUGGGUUUGACAACCAACUCUGUUGUCAGUUCAAGGUGUAUGAGGGAGAGAUGCCCAUAGCACUAGACAACAACUUCCUUGGAGAAUUUUCCCUCGACGACCUUCCUCCACUACCACAAGGAGAGGCUAAGUUCAAUGUCAAUUUUGACAUUGAUUCUAAUGGUAUCUUGACUGUUUCUGCCGAACUGGUGGGAAGUAACAACAAGAAACAAAUAACAAUAACUAAUCGCAGCCAAAGGUUGUCAAAGGAGGAGAUUGACCGCAUGGUGAAGGAGGCAGAGGAGUAUAGGGCUCAAGAUGAGGAGCGCAAGAGAGCAUCUGCUGCUAAAAAUGCUCUAGAGAAUUACAUUCAUGAGGCGAGGGGGAUUUUGAGAGUCUGUGGAAAGAGGGUAGAGAUGGAGGAGGACAUGAUUGUUUUAGCAAAGGCAAUUGAUCAUACAGUUAAGUGGUUUGAUUGGAAUUACCUGCUUGGUGAUGCUCGCAUAUUUAAGGAAAAGAUGAAAGAGCUGGAGGACAUAUGUGAGCCUGCCAUUAUGAAGCUGCAGAGUCCGCAGCCAAGUCACACUGACGUUAAGCCUAAUUUGAAUUUGGUAGCGAGAGUUUGGAAACUGCUAACCUUUUGGCAUGUCAGUAUGCUAAUGCUUUAGUAGGCUGUUGAAUUAUGAAACCUGGUUUGUUUUGCAGUUUUUUGUCUUUCUUUGCUCUGGUGCACUCCACAAGCUUUGACUGAUUUUGGAAAGUAACACAUGCACUUUGUGUUCUUACGGAGUAUUUUUUUAAAAUCUUUUAAAGUAGUCUAGUUCCUCUCUGUCCAUGAGCAGAUGACCUAUCACAAGUUAUUU
This is a messenger RNA of Cuscuta epithymum, 2446 nucleotides long. The record is from the annotation of a GenBank genome assembly. Lineage: Eukaryota; Viridiplantae; Streptophyta; Magnoliopsida; Solanales; Convolvulaceae.